Molecule: messenger RNA, 2153 nt
Organism: Dama dama (fallow deer)
Lineage: Eukaryota; Metazoa; Chordata; Mammalia; Artiodactyla; Cervidae
Gene: SLITRK1
Product: SLIT and NTRK like family member 1
Exons: 2
Coding region: 63-2153 (696 amino acids)
Biological process (GO): axonogenesis; positive regulation of synapse assembly; regulation of presynapse assembly
Cellular component (GO): GABA-ergic synapse; glutamatergic synapse; postsynaptic density membrane
Molecular function (GO): protein binding
Source: RefSeq, a predicted model, not a curated record
AGAGGCAAGGAUGGUCGCUGUUACUUUGUGAUGAGAUCGGGGAUGAAUUGCUCGCUUUAAAAAUGCUGCUUUGGAUUCUGUUGCUGGAGACGUCUCUUUGUUUUGCCGCUGGAAACGUUACAGGGGACGUUUGCAAAGAGAAGAUCUGCGCCUGCAAUGAGAUAGAAGGGGACCUACACGUAGACUGUGAAAAAAAGGGCUUCACAAGUCUGCAGCGUUUCACCGCCCCGACUUCCCAGUUUUACCAUCUAUUUCUGCAUGGCAAUUCCCUCACUCGACUUUUCCCUAAUGAGUUCGCUAACUUUUAUAAUGCGGUUAGUUUGCACAUGGAAAACAAUGGCUUGCAUGAAAUCGUUCCUGGGGCUUUUCUGGGACUGCAGCUGGUGAAAAGGUUGCACAUCAAUAACAACAAGAUCAAGUCUUUUCGAAAGCAGACUUUUCUGGGGCUGGACGAUCUGGAAUACCUCCAGGCUGAUUUUAAUUUAUUACGGGAUAUAGACCCCGGGGCCUUCCAGGACUUGAACAAGCUGGAGGUACUCAUUUUAAAUGACAAUCUCAUCAGCACCCUACCUGCCAACGUGUUCCAGUAUGUGCCCAUCACCCACCUGGACCUCCGGGGAAACAGGCUGAAAACACUGCCCUACGAAGAGGUCUUGGAGCAAAUCCCGGGCAUUGCUGAGAUCCUGCUGGAGGAUAACCCGUGGGACUGCACCUGCGAUCUGCUCUCCCUGAAAGAAUGGCUGGAAAACAUUCCCAAAAAUGCCCUGAUCGGCCGAGUGGUCUGUGAAGCCCCCACCAGACUGCAGGGAAAAGACCUCAAUGAAACCACUGAACAAGACUUGUGUCCUUUGAAACACAGAGUGGAUUCUAGUCUCCCGGCUCCCCCUGCCCAAGAAGAGACCUUCCCCCCUGGCCCCCUGCCAACUCCCUUCAAGACAAAUGGGCAAGAAGAUCAUGCUACCCCAGGGUCGGCUCCAAACGGAGGUACAAAGAUCCCAGGCAACUGGCAGAUCAAAAUCAGACCCACGGCAGCGAUAGGGACCGGCAGCGCCAGGAACAAACCCCCAGCCAACGGCUUGCCCUGCCCUGGGGGCUGCAGCUGCGACCACAUCCCGGGCUCGGGUUUAAAGAUGAACUGCAACAACCGGAACGUGAGCAGCUUGGCUGAUUUGAAGCCCAAGCUCUCCAACGUUCAGGAGCUCUUCCUGCGAGAUAACAAGAUCCACAGCAUCCGAAAAUCGCACUUUGUGGAUUACAAGAACCUCAUUCUGUUGGAUCUGGGCAACAACAACAUCGCCACGGUAGAGAACAACACUUUUAAGAACCUUUUAGACCUCAGGUGGCUGUAUAUGGACAGCAACUACCUGGACACGCUGUCCCGGGAGAAAUUCGCCGGGCUGCAAAACCUCGAGUACCUGAAUGUGGAGUACAACGCGAUCCAGCUCAUCCUUCCCGGCACCUUCAACGCCAUGCCCAAACUAAGGAUUCUCAUUCUCAACAACAACUUGCUGAGGUCCCUGCCCGUGGACGUGUUUGCUGGGGUCUCGCUGUCUAAACUCAGCCUGCACAACAAUUACUUCAUGUACCUUCCAGUGGCCGGGGUGCUGGACCAGUUAACGUCCAUCAUCCAGAUAGACCUGCACGGAAACCCCUGGGAGUGCUCAUGUACCAUUGUGCCUUUCAAGCAAUGGGCAGAACGCCUGGGUUCCGAAGUGCUGAUGAGCGACCUCAAGUGUGAGACGCCGGUGAACUUCUUUAGGAAGGAUUUCAUGCUCCUCUCCAAUGACGAGAUCUGCCCCCAGCUGUACGCUAGAAUCUCGCCCACGUUAACUUCCCACAGCAAAAACAGCACUGGGUUGGCGGAGACCGGGACGCACUCCAACUCCUACUUAGACACCAGCAGGGUGUCCAUCUCCGUGUUGGUCCCAGGACUGCUGCUGGUGUUUGUCACCUCCGCCUUCACUGUGGUGGGCAUGCUCGUGUUUAUCCUGAGGAAUCGAAAGCGGUCCAAGAGAAGGGACGCCAACUCCUCGGCGUCCGAGAUUAAUUCCCUGCAGACAGUCUGUGACUCUUCCUACUGGCACAAUGGGCCUUACAACGCAGAUGGGGCCCACAGAGUGUACGACUGUGGCUCCCACUCGCUCUCAGACUAA